UUGGAGAAGCGAUGGGCAUGAGUUGGCGCUAUGUCGCGGACCGCGCAGCGACCGUCACGAGUGGCAAUGUGAUAGGUUUGAGGCAAGAAAUAUGACCGUGGCGCUGGGCAUUAUUUCGCGGAGCAAAGGGUGACCGUGCGCGAGUGGAUUAUGUGGCGUAAGUACGGGGAACGGUCACGUUACAGACUACUGAUGAGAGUCCUACUUUACCGUGUUCACGUCGAUGCGGGGGAUGCGGGGACCGCCCGAUUCUGCCCCAUGCACAUUGCGUUCAAGUAGAUGAAGGCAGCCUGACGCAAUUGCUGGUCGCUCACGACAGGGACAACGAGCGCAGGCGGACGCUGGAGGAGGGCCGCUGAACAUGAAAAAAAAAAAAAAACCAGCUGUCAAUCCCACUCUCCAUCCUCCCGCCCGUCAGUCCCAGCGGGUAGUGCAGAGCCACAGGAGUAUAUAGGACGAGCGGGGAGGGUCAGAGGCGCAUGGCUCUCUCUCCCUCCUACACCGACUUUCUCGACGCGCUUCAGCAGGCAGUCGCCAAGGCGCCGUCGCUCGACGACCUCCCGCGCAACCAGCAGGCUGCGUUCAGACGUCAGGUCAAGGCGCAGCUCGCCCUCGUCAAGCAUGUCAUUCAGCCACCGCGCAGGGUCAUCGGUGGCACGAGGGUGAAGAAGACGGCGGCGACGGCGGCGGCGACGACGACAACCCCGCAGACGUCCGACGAGCUCGCCGACGUGCGCCUCGCGGGUAUCGACGAGGCGGCCAAGGCAGAGUGGCGCAACAUGGACGACGUUUGGAAGAUCGCCAUCGACCCGCCCGAGCCCAUGUCGCGCCGCGAGACGGAGGACGCCGCGUUCGUGCGCCUCGUGCGCGGCAUCGACCGCAACACCGUGCAAGAGUGGAAGCAGUCCGCGCCCCACAACACGGACCAGAUGAUCGCCCGCCAGACGUACAACGACAUGGACGUCCACGGCGAUGACGGCGGACUGCUCGUCCAGCUGCAUAACCGCAUCUGCAUCAACGAGACCAAGCACGACGUCAGCUUCUACCGCCGCCGCCUCAUCAUCCUCGUCGACACGCUCGAGUUUGGCCUCCGCUGGCAGUCCAUCGGCCUCACCCGCACUGGACGCUCGGUCGAAAAGGACGAGUUUUACAAGGCCGUGUACAAGAACGAGGGCGGCGCCGCAGCCGAUUUCAACAAGUGGAAGGAAUCCGUCAUCAAGCCCAUCGUCAACGGCCGGAACAGGCUCGUCGACAUUUAUCGCAAGUUCGGCCUCCUCGUCCUCCUCGACCCCUUCUGGUCCGUCAAGUCGCUCGCCAACAACAGCCGCACAAAAGAGUUUCCCAAGAUCUGCCGAGCCAUCCUCGAGAACGACGGGUACGACGGACGGGACGACACGGCCACACUGGCCUUUUUCAGCAGCAUCGGCGCCGAACGACUCGUCAAGCGCGUCAUCCAGCUCGAGCGCGAGCUCAACGAGGAGGACGGCGAAGAGGAGGAGGAGGAGGAGGAAGAGGAAGAGCAGGAGGAUGACAGACAGUCGCUCGGUUGGCUCCAGACUCCCAGUAGCAGUCUUUCGUAGGCAAUGCAUUCGAAAUGUAACGACAUCCGUGACCGUCACAGUUCGUAUUCGUGACGUGAUGGCAAUUCCACUCUCGACAAUGAC
Schizophyllum commune H4-8 is the source of this 1664-nucleotide messenger RNA. RefSeq lists its product as uncharacterized. The transcript has 3 exons. Lineage: Eukaryota; Fungi; Basidiomycota; Agaricomycetes; Agaricales; Schizophyllaceae. The record is from RefSeq and is a predicted model, not a curated record. Bases 480 to 1580 code for a protein of 366 amino acids.